Molecule: messenger RNA, 4903 nt
Organism: Salmo salar (Atlantic salmon)
Lineage: Eukaryota; Metazoa; Chordata; Actinopteri; Salmoniformes; Salmonidae
Gene: slc7a2
Product: solute carrier family 7 member 2
Biological process (GO): L-ornithine transmembrane transport; L-arginine import across plasma membrane
Cellular component (GO): plasma membrane
Molecular function (GO): L-lysine transmembrane transporter activity; L-arginine transmembrane transporter activity; L-ornithine transmembrane transporter activity
Source: RefSeq, a predicted model, not a curated record
GAGCUUAUGAAGAAAGAUAUUUUGGGGAUGGAGCGAGGGGAGGAGUAAAAAUAGCCUAGUACUCUACACUGGUUUACAUAUCAGAGAACAUGAGCUGUGAACAGACAGAGGUAGUGAACUUUACAUAGAGCCUGGUCUAUGUCUGUAGUCCAUGCGUUCCCUGUGUGGCCUGCUUCCCUGUGACUUCCUGUUGGAGAAGAAUCUAGGGAAGUUUUCUGUCCGGUCCACGUGAGGUGCACAGGACCUUUGAGUGUCUUCAUAUUUAACAAAGUUGAAACUUGAAUACCAUAGAUUCGUCUUUGUCUUCUUGACAGUCCUUGCUGGCAGGAUGAUGGGUCAUGUGUUGUCGUUCGGCCGCUCCCUGGUGAGGAGGAAGGUGGUGGAUCUCAACAGUCUGGAGGAUUCCAAGCUGUGCCGCUGCCUGGGUACCGUGGACCUCAUCGCUCUGGGCGUGGGCAGCACCCUGGGGGCCGGGGUCUAUGUUCUGGCUGGAGAGGUGGCCAAGGGAAACUCAGGCCCCAGCAUUGUGGUCUCCUUCCUCAUUGCUGCCCUGGCCUCUGUCAUGGCGGGCCUCUGCUAUGCUGAGUUUGGAGCCCGUGUGCCCAAGACUGGCUCAGCCUACCUGUACAGCUAUGUAACAGUUGGAGAGCUGUGGGCCUUCAUCACUGGCUGGAACCUCAUCCUCUCCUAUGUGAUAGGCACCUCCAGUGUGGCCAGGGCUUGGAGCGGGACAUUUGAUGAGCUGAUUGGAGGACACAUUGAGACGUUCUGCAAGACCUACUUCAGCAUGAACUCUCCAGGCCUGGCUCAGUACCCAGACUUCUUUGCAGUCUGUCUCAUUCUACUUCUGUCAGGCCUCCUGUCGUUUGGAGUGAAGGAGUCAGCCUGGGUGAACAAGGUCUUCACUGCUGUCAACGUGCUGGUGCUCUUGUUUGUCAUCGUCUCCGGCUUCGUGAAGGGAGACCCACUCAACUGGAAAAUCUCUGAAGAAACUCUCAUCAAUGUCACCAUUGUUAAACGGAACCUGUCUGUGACUGCUAAUGUGACCAGUGAUUAUGGUGCAGGGGGUUUCAUGCCAUUUGGCUUCAGUGGGACCCUGGCUGGAGCUGCCACCUGCUUCUAUGCCUUUGUCGGAUUUGACUGCAUCGCAACAACAGGUGAGGAGGUAAGGAACCCUCAAAAAGCCAUUCCCAUCGGCAUCGUGGUGUCUCUGACGGUGUGCUUUCUGGCGUACUUCGGUGUGUCUGCUGCCCUCACCCUCAUGAUGCCCUACUACCUACUGGAUGAGAAGAGCCCCUUGCCCAUGGCCUUUGAGUAUGUGGGCUGGGGCCCAGCUAAAUAUCUGGUGGCUGUGGGGUCACUGUGUGCCCUGUCAACCAGUCUGCUGGGUUCCAUUUUCCCUAUGCCACGUGUAAUCUAUGCUAUGGCAGAGGAUGGGGUGCUUUUCAAAGCCUUAGCCCGAAUCAAUCCUAAGACGAAGACCCCGCUUAUUGCCACAAUGAGCUCCGGUGUAGUUGCAGCGAUCAUGGCUUUCCUGUUUGACCUAAAAGCCUUAGUAGACAUGAUGUCUAUUGGAACCCUCCUAGCCUACUCCCUUGUUGCUGCUUGUGUUCUCAUUCUCAGGUACCAGCCGGACCUGCUCUAUGGAAAGCCGGGCUGUAACAGGGAGAAGGAUUGCCUGACAUCACCGGAAGGGGAGUCGGAGCUGACGGAGUCUGAGUCCCACAUCAACAUGCUGAAGGAAGGAAGUUCCACCCUGCAGACAGUGCUCAAACCUCCACUGGUACCCACCGAACAAUCCUCCUCUGUGGUCAACAUGGCAGUCUGCCUCUUAGUGUUAGUGGUGUGUGUGAUCAGUGCUCUGACCACCUACCAUGGAUAUGCCAUCAUUCUCAUGGAGACCUGGAUCCUGUGUUGUCUGGCCCUGUCCCUGGUGGUCUUCAUUGGCUGUGUGGUUCUCAUCUGUCAACAGCCUCAAACCAGCAGGAAGGUCUCCUUCAUGGUUCCACUCAUCCCAUUUCUUCCCAUCCUGAGUAUAUUUGUCAAUGUUUACCUCAUGGUCCAGCUGAGUGGAGACACCUGGAUACGCUUCUCCAUAUGGAUGGCUGUGGGUUUCCUCAUCUACUUUGGCUACGGAAUGUGGCACAGUGUGGAGCGCCAGCGCAGGCUCCAGGACUCCCUCAGCAGCAGUGCCAAGCAGGAGAAGAAGAACAAGGGUCCAGAGAAGACCAGCCAGUGUUAAAGAAAGAUCAGGGAUCCACACAGACUCUAGAAGGUCACCUGGUGGCCCACAGCCCCAGCCAAGACACAGACACACUACAAGCACACAGCAGCUAUCCCUAAAUACACUACAGAAUUAGGAGCUUAAUUUGAUCAGUCUUUUGUUGCUGAGGAUUUUCCUGAACCACAGGAAAUGCAGAUGAACUUCUUGAUUUACAUAAAUUCCCUGAAAUCCCACACUAACACACGGUUAUAUUAACAGUAUUGCACUUUUCAUGUAGCCUACUUUUGGCCAGCUAAUAAACUAACCACCGAUCAAGCAACAUUAUGGACUAAACGUUCAAAUCCUGUUGCUGCAGGAUUAUUUUGCUGUGGCAAUACUGGUCAAAUUAAGAUCCUACAUCUGUUUAUACAGCUACAUGCCAUUUGGGCCUCAGUCACAUGCCAUUCUCCCAGUGGAGCUGCAGUAUACUGUAUCAAUGGUCAUGUGACUUGGAGCAGUGAGGUGGGCUCAUUAUGAUGUCCGUCUCCAUGACGAUGUGACCAAGUAGGAAAGGCUGAUUGGUCAGAAAGGUGUGGAGGCAUCUCCAACAGUCUACAAGAAGAGACAGAAGACAGGAAAUGACAGGUUUUGCAUUUCCUAUUACAAUUAGGGUCAUGGACUAACUAUGGAAUGGCUUUGUAUUUGGUUUUGGCCUAACAUUCUAUGUCUUUUUCUGUAAAGUCACUGUGUACCCUAAGUCAGUUUAUACAGGAAGUUUGCUGUUGGAAUCUAUUGUCUUAGUGUAGAAACUCUAAAACUAACUCUAUCCAGGGUUAAUGACAUGUACACUAAACCAUUAAUUCGCUUCUAAAUAGUGGCCACAUUCUGAAUGUACAUUCUGUACAAACGUAAACAGACAUACUAACAUACACACACACACAGAGUAUUCAUUUCAUUCUUGGCAUAUAUAUGCACAUGCAUCAUGUUAUGUGUGCAUAUCAAUUUAUUACAAUCACAAAUGUGAUUUAACUGUUGGUGAAUGGUAUUUCUGAAAUGUUUAUCUGUUGAAUGGUAUUCCUGAAAUGUUCAUCUGACGUGUGUUUUCCAUAAUGGUACUAAUGAUUUUGUUUGUGCUCUAUUUGACUUUUUGUCUUAAUGUUCUUGCAACAGGACUUGUUGUUGUUCUAAUCGAACACAACUUUAACUAGUCUUUAUAAAUGUUCUAUUCUGAUUACUUGGAUGUGUUGCCGUCAUAAUCGUUUUUACAAUCGUGUCGUGAAGAUUGUAUGAAAUCGAAGUGGAGUGAAUAAGAGAAUUGCUUGUUCAGUGUUUGAUAUCACAUUCCAUAGAAAGACCGUUUUUGCAUUGCUGUAUUUUUUUUGUGCAAGUGUUACAUAUCUUCUUAAGUCCUUUGGGAGAUUUUUUGUCUGUUAUUGCUAGACGGUGGACUGGACUGUCUUGAAAUUUGCCAUUUCUUGACAAAAUGUGCUCUACAGGCCACCUAGAGUCGCCCUUCUCAUUUGAUGCUAGUCCCUUCUUUUUCUGAAUAGUUUCUUAGCAUCACAUACAAGAUGUACUGUACAUGUUUUGCAGGAUAAUAUCCCAGGGAAAGUGACAGUUAAUGACAUUAUUCAACAGAUUCAAGUUAAACUGGUCUUUCAAUGUUUAAAUGUUCCAUGCUUUUUUGCAUUAAUAUUCUACUCCAAGUCGGAGCUUGAUCAGUAUUUAAAGGUUCUCCUCCCCUCCCCUCUCCUCCUCUCGUUUUGUGUCCAAAAAGUUUAUUAUGUCUACUUUGUAACUCUACCUUGGUUUCACAACCAAUGUAUGGGGUUUGAUAUGGAUGAGCAGUGAGAGAGAUAUUGCUUUUUAACAUUCUUCUCUUGGAGCAGCAGAGGCAAAAAUCAUGUAACUUUUUCCAAAUUCCCAGGUUUUCCAGAAAUGCCUGUUGGAAGAUUCCUGGAAUCAGGGGGGAAUAAGCAGGAAAUCCUCCAACUAGGAUUUCUGAAAUACCUAGGAGUUUUGGGGAAGUUACCAGAUUUUUACAACCCUAGUUAGUGAAGUAUUUUAGGGUGUUCAGUUGCAGUUAAUUCACUGAUAGAGCUCUUAGACCUGUGGUAUGAUGAUGAUCUCAGAGUUCCACCUCAACCUCCGGUAUUGAGACCUGUGGUAUGACGAUGAUCUCAGAGUUCCACCUCAACCUCCGGUAUUGAGACCUGUGGUAUGACGAUGAUCUCAGAGUUCCACCUCAACCUCCGGUAUUGAGACCUGUGGUAUGAUGAUGAUCUCAGAGUUCCACCUCAACCUCCGGUAUUGAGAAAUCCUGAACAAUCUUAGUUUAGAUGAUUUUGAUGUACAUUUUCAUUUGAUCUUCUUGAAAGAUAAGUGGCUGAGGUUAUACUAUAUCAUAUCAUGUCAUGAUAAUUUACUGCAAAAACAUUAUUUUUUUUACAUUUGAUUUGACUUGAUCGAUUUAAGUUGAGUUAGGUUAAUUAAACGUGGAACAAAAGAGCAGAGCACAUUAUGUCCCCGAGGGCCUAGAUCAGGCUGCAGACAUAUGUAGCUGGUGUUGUAGCUUAUAAAAAUAUCAACAGAAUGAUCCUCUGUAAAUGUACCCAUUAUGUAGUGACAUAGGUUUCCAUUGUUUCUACUAACUGUACUAUUGUCAAUAAAUGUAUUUUUUAAUAAAAUCAGUUUAUGCAA